Drosophila melanogaster (fruit fly) is the source of this 6298-nucleotide messenger RNA. RefSeq names its product formin 3 (gene form3). The coding region runs from base 805 to 5958 and encodes 1717 amino acids. Gene Ontology annotation, molecular function: actin binding. Lineage: Eukaryota; Metazoa; Arthropoda; Insecta; Diptera; Drosophilidae. The transcript is spliced from 12 exons. The record is from RefSeq and is marked reviewed. Gene Ontology annotation, cellular component: cytoskeleton. Gene Ontology annotation, biological process: actin cytoskeleton organization.
CUUCAGUCACUCGCGAUCACUCGAACGAAUCGGUUAUCCGGCAUUUGGCAUUCGGCAUCCGGCAGCAGGUGUGAGAUGUUUUCUCGUGGUGUUUAGUGUUGUUUCGCGUUGUUUUCAGUUGUUUUGAGCCGAGAACUCUCCGCUCAGCGGCGACUGCGAAUGCAAAUGCAAAGUGCAUGUGCAGCCAACAGCUUUAUUUUGUUUUGGUUUUUGAUUUUGAUUUUGGCUUUUGAGGCAGCGCGAUUCGCGAGUUCUGUGCUGCGUUUUCAAUAAACGCGUUUGCUUUUGGCCUUUUCUGCUGCGUGGGCGCCAAUUUCAUGUGGCUGUGUGUCGCGUGUGUGCAUUAGCUAAUGUGUUUGUAUUGCUAAUUAAAACGGCAGCAAGAGCAACCGCAAAGUGGCAGCAAGCGGCAAAAAAAAAAAAAACACAGCAAGCAGCAAGAACCUCUGAAUAAAAGCGAAACAAAGUGCAUUCGAUAAGUACGAUAAACGAAAUUCAUUCCCGAUCCAAACCCGAUUUGCGCACCCAAUUGGAUCGACAGCCAGCCAGCCAGCAGGUGUUUUUCCCCACCGCAUUUCCCAUGAUUCAGAACACGAGCAGCAUUCGGCAUGACGUGAACUGCUUAGAUAUUCCAUGCGAGCACCCCAACCUUUGCAACUAGCCGCCCCAAUCGAUCGUCUCACUUCGAUUCGAUCCGAUUGCUGCCCUCCCAAAAAUAAAGCGUCCAUCUUGGGGACGUGAUCCGUUCCAAGAAAAGAAUCCCCCGAAAAAAAAAGUAGAAACCAAACAACCCAAGCCACCACGAUGGACUCACGCAUCGGCCUGGACUACAUUGUCGAGAAUCGUGACUACAUUGCUAAGCUGGGCGCUGCCCUGGACACCCAGAAUGCCACCGUCAAGAAGCAGGUCUUCGAGCUCCUCUCCGCGCUGUGCGCCUACAGCCCCGAUGGAUAUGCACGAGCCAUCGAAACCCUAGAAUUUUACAAGAAUCUCAAGAAGCAGCGAUACCGCUUCAAGAUUGUCAUCAACGAACUGGAGCUGUCGAGUGCCGCUGCCCAUCCGCCCCUGGACUACCAGGCCGCCCUGCUGGCCUUCAUCAACUGUGUCAUCAUCUCGGCGGCCACUCUACAGGAGCGGAUUCGCAUUCGCAACGAAUUUAUAGGUCUCAAAGUUUUGCCGCUGCUCAAUAACCUAAGGCUGCUCGAGGCAGGCAACGUGGAGUCGUCAGCAUCGCCCUCGCCGCCGCCAUCGCUCUCAUCGGAGUCCGCCUCAUCGGCGACGUCACCCGUUUCCGGUUCCGCUUCCACUUCCGUGACGCCAUCGCCAUCGCCGUUGCACCUGCAGCGGCGGCUCACAUUUUGCGGCUCGCUGUCCCGUUACAGCUGCGCCGCCUUGCAACUGGUGCAGAAUCUCAAAAAAGUCGCACAAAGUGUGGGCGAUAUCAUUGUACAAUUGGACGUAUUCGUGGAGCAGCAGGAAUGCGACGAGGCCCAGAGCCUUCAGGCGCCCGAUGGCAUCAAUCUCAACUCGCAUCUUGAUGUCUUCUACGCCAUUUUGCGACAGGUGGCUGAUACGCCACAGGAAGUGCCAUUCCUCAACAUACUGCAGCACCUGCUGCGCAUCGAUCCCAAGGAGCCGCUCAGCGACAUCAUCUGGGACACCACAGAGCGUCUGGUCCACCGCGCCACGCUCCUCGAAAGUCACGAGGAUUCAGUGCGCCUGCUGCGCACGCCCAGUAGCCAGAAGUUCGCCUGCCAGAGUUGUCGCGGCAGCGAUGCCAGCAGCCCCACCCGCAAGCCCUCUCAGCCGGUGGGCGUGUCGGCCAAGACGACGCCUCCACCACCCCCACCACCCAUGGCACCCGCAGCACCACCGCCUCCGCCACCGCCGAUAAAUGGGGCAGCACCGCCACCACCGCCACCGCCCAUGAUCAAUGGUGGCGCAUUGCCUCCGCCGCCACCACCGCCCUCUAUGCAAAUGGCCUCACGGCCCAGGACACCAGAUCCCUUGGCAGCGGAGGCGGUGGCCACUGCCAUACUGCUGCCGCAACAGGACACACCCGCUCCCAAGGCCAAGAUGAAGACCAUUAACUGGGGCAAGAUACCGCACAACAAGGUCCUGGGCAAGCAGAACAUCUGGAGUAUUGUGGCCAGCAAUCACCAGGACAGCCCGAUGCAGGACAUCGACUGGAACGAGAUGGAGGGACUCUUCUGCCUGCAAACAGCCAGUGCGCAGGGAUCACCAAAGUUGGGACGGGAUGGCAGUCAGGCCGCCGCCGGAUCCAAUGGCUGCGAUACCCUGGACCGAAAGUCCAAAAAGGAGAGCACAGAGAUCACCCUGCUUGACGGCAAGCGAAGUCUGAAUGUGAAUAUCUUCCUGAAGCAAUUCCGCACCAGCAACGACGACAUCAUCCAGUUGAUCCGGCAGGGAGCCCACGAGGAGAUCGGAGCGGAGAGAUUGAGGGGUUUGCUGAAGAUAAUGCCCGAGGUGGAUGAGCUGGACAUGCUGAAGGGAUUCAACGGGGAUAAGGCACGACUGGGCAAUGCCGAGAAGUUCCUGCUGCAGCUGCUCGAGGUGCCCAAUUACAAAUUGCGGAUCGAGAGCAUGUUGCUCAAGGAGGAGUUUGCGGCGAAUGUGGCCUAUCUGGAGCCCUGUAUCAAUUCUAUGCUCUAUGCUGGCGACGAUCUACUGAAUAAUAAGACUCUUCAGGAGGUCCUUUACAUGGUCGUUGUGGCUGGAAAUUUCCUUAACUCCGGCGGCUAUGCAGGAAAUGCGGCGGGCGUGAAGCUAUCAUCGCUGCAAAAGCUAACUGAUAUCCGGGCGAAUAAGCCGGGCAUGAACCUCAUUCACUUCGUGGCUCUUCAGGCGGAGAAACGCAAUCCCGAACUGCUUCAAUUCACAGGACAACUGAGCAACCUCGAAAGUGCCAGCAAAACAACAUCAGAGCAGAUCAACAAUGAAAUCAACACACUGGACGGCAGGAUCAGAAGAAUAGCCAGACAGAUCGAACAACCUGCCACGGAUGUGGACAUCAAGGAGCAAAUGGCCGACUUUUUGCAGGCCGCCGAAUCCGAGCUAUCCGUCCUCCAAGCUGGCAUGAAACAAGUGGAGUCAAUGCGGCUCAAAAUGUCCGAGUUCUUCUGCGACGAUGCGGCCACCUUCCGGCUGGAGGAGUGCUUCAAGAUCUUCCACAAUUUCUGUGAUAAAUUCAAGCAGGCGGUCAAGGAGAACGAGCGCCGCCAGCAGCAGGAGCAACAGGCCACGCUUAGGAGGAAGCAGCGCGAGGAGCAGCUGGCCCGCAGAGCCAGACAGAUUGGUCAGGCUGGAACGCCAGUUUCGGACUCGGAGCAUUCCUUCUUGGGCGAUGCUAUCUUCGAUCCUAGGGCUAGUCCGGCGCUGAGUCGCCGCCACCUGGGAUCCGGAGAGAUCAGCAAUGGUUUCAUCCGCCUGGAACAAGACGGAGCCUCUCCGGACAUCACACCCAACGGAAGUCUGAGGCGUCGGCGUAGUCGAGUUCUUGCCGAGGAGGAUGACCUGAUGGAGUUCCUUCGGAGUUCGACGGGUCCUCACCACGAUGGACACAAUAGCAGGGAGCGGAAGGCGGCCUACGGCAGCUUGGAUCGCUCGUGGGCUCGUCGUGCCCGCUCCGGAAGUUCCAGUCGCAAACGACCCGAUUUGCUCAACAUUGACUUUGGCAUGGAUCGUGAACGGGCCAGCUCCCCGGCUCCUCUUCUUCAGCAGCAGCAGCAAAAUGUCCAGGAGCGACUGCAAUCUCCAUUGGCCAGUACAGCUGGAACGCCCACAACGGCAGCGAAUACGCCCACGGGCAGUGGAUCGGCGAUUGCUCAGACGCCAUCUAAUAACGAGGAUGCGAAACCAAGAAUAUCCCGUGAGUGGCGCCAGAAGAUCGAGACGUGGCUUCAAUCCAACGAGAGCGAUGAGAAGCAAAACGAGGAGUACAGGCGGAAGCGUCGUCUGGUCAACGCCAAUAGGCGAUCGCUCGAAAACGAAACUGAAAACGAACGAAAACUGGACCCCUUGCCGGAGGAGAAGAUCCUGCCUUCGACGACGACAGCUACGCCAACGAAUACGCCUACGACCACGAAUCCCACUAACUCCACUAAUAGAAUGGAUCAGGAGUCCGGCAAAUAUCAGCGCGUCUAUGCCGACUGGAAGCCCUCGAGGACGCUGGAGCAGACGGACGUGGUGGCCAAUCUGCAGGCCAUUGCCGAUGCCCAGCCGCACGAUGCAUUGCGUCAACAUCGCCGACAGCGAUCGCAGGAACAGCCGAGUCCCAUAGCACUUCAAUCGAUAGCCGAGGAGGAUCGUCGAAAGUCCCUUAUUCAGAAACAGGGUGAAAGGGACAAGAGCAACGAGCGGUUGCAAAUCUAUAUCAGGCGAUCCUCCAGCCGGGAACUGCAGCCUGCGAAAACGGAGGAGCAUCCACUGCCACCCAAGUCACCAAAGCCACAAGUGUCCGACGACACCUUUGCCAGCCUGCUCAGUCACCACAAGACCCAAAACGAGAUGCAGGGCUCCUCCAAGGACGUGGAUGCGGAUAAUAUAGAGACGCCACCAGUGAGCCGACGGGUCAUAGCCACGCCCACCACCACAGUGGUCACGGUGAGCAUGACGGAUAAACCAAAGGCUGCGACGGAGGAGAAGAUCAACCCAGCGGAACAGGAUGCGCCGGGUCACUUCGAUCGCCAUGCCCUGGCUCGCCGCACACGACGCUACAAAAGACCCACGGACUACAGCAGUGGCAAUGAGGAGGCGCUGACCACCAGCACAGCAGAGGCAAAGACUUCUCCAUCGAAGCCAGAGCCACCCGCACCCGAGAAGUCCAAGCAGAAGGAGCGCACGAUCAACAAGCUGGAGAAGGUGGGUCGCCACAUAAGCUCCAUCAAUCAGGAGGAUGUAAGGGAGGCCAUUCGGAAUCUUAAAUCACCCACGGGAACUCCAGAACGACCUUGGAGUCCGCCACGGGAUAUCACACCCUCCAAGCUAAAACUGUCCGCCAGUGGUCACCACGAACUGAAUGACGAAGGCUUCGAGGAGACUCAGAGUCUUGUGUCGGACACUCCGUCUCACGGAAAGGGCGAGAGCACAAACUCCUCCUGCAACGAGGGUGUAAACGAGACUCCUGCCCGCCAGCGGCCGAUGCAGAAGCAAAAGCCCACAACCACCAGCAUCAGCCAGAUGGGCAGUCGGUUGGCCGAUCGCCUGCAGCAGGCCAGGAUGAAGAGUUCCGGAUCCUCAGGAUCGGCAGCCAGCAAGUCACAAAACCAAAUCCCUGCCACCCAAACUGCAACGGUCAAGAGGAGCCUCUCCGCCAGCAGACCGCUGCGCAUGCCCAACGGUCAGCCGUUGGCCAGUGCAGCUCCGCUGAGAUCCGCAUCCACUGUGAGACGCUCGCCGCAGGAGCAACAGGUUCUAGCCGGCGUGGAGCGGAGCAGUUCGAGAAACAGUCUGCGCUCCUCGCGAUCGUCCAUCAACAGUGGAGCCUCCACUCAAACUGUAGUGAGACGACUGCCCGCCGUUCAGCGAGCGGGAGCCACUGUGUCCGUUGACUCCUCGCCCAGCAAAAGACCACUGGCCGCCCAGAAUCUGCGACCUACCCAGGGACGUGGAGUCCCCGCCAGCAGGAGCAGCAGUAGCGGGUCGAGUGUGGGACCCAGUGUGAUCUUGGUGCGCAGCAAGAUGUCCAACACGGCUCCGAAAUCGAGUAUCCAUGGUAGCACCAGUUUUAAGGAAAACCAGUCCCAGUCCCAACCCCAGUCACAGUCCCGAAUGAGCGCCGCUCGCAGCGUGGUGCUGGUGAAAAAUGCCCUGAACCAGCAGCAGCAGGCCAGGAUGAGUGCGAACCCCAGUCCGCAGCAGAGGAGCACUAGCAGCAGUCGAUCCGUGAGCAGCUUCAUGCGACCCACGGCCAGCAGUGCCACCAAGCGACAGAAGUGAGGGCCGGCAGUCCAGUCCAGUUCAGUCAUCGUCCAAGUUAACGUCCCAAGUUUACACAUGUUACAAACGCGAAUGCAUCCAACUCCAAGCCGUCCAAGCGACAAUUUCGAAUUUCUAAGCAGGAUCUGAAACACAAAUCAGCACACACAUAGUUGUUACAGUUGCAAUAUUUUGAGAAAUUAUACAAAUCUUAAGAAUUCCCUGCACAUUCCAACUCAAGGUCCGCAAAUCCUUAAUACAAAAGACAACAACUUUCCAACUCUUAAAUAUAUUUGAGCACAAAAAACAAGGCAUGACAAAAAUACUAGCAUGUACUACUCAACUAAAACUUAGGUUAAGC